This is a messenger RNA of Porites lobata, 4178 nucleotides long. The record is from the annotation of a GenBank genome assembly. NCBI's taxonomy places the organism in Eukaryota, Metazoa, Cnidaria, Anthozoa, Scleractinia, Poritidae.
GUAAAAGUAGGUGAAGAAGGUCCAGAUGAAAAAAUUGCCAAGACGGUAGAACACCGGCUCCUACAGGAUUUGAUUUACAGCAAGAGUUACAGCAGAGAAGUCAGACCAGCUCUGCACAACAGCGAUGUGUUGAGAGUUCAGUUUUCUAUGAGCCUUGUCCAGAUCGUGGACGUGGUAAGUUUUAAAAAGUACAAAAAAGUAAAUAAUUUCAGGAGAUAGGGUUUUUCUUCAAGAUCUCAUUCCCUCUGAGGCAAUCGGAAGGAGCUUCUCGCCACGAAGAAGACUCACGGAGAUCAAUCUUGAUCACCGUUAUGUAACCAUGUCGGAAACUAGUGAGUUCUCGGUUCCUGUGAAAAUUUUUACGGAGUUCACGUCUAGCAUACAAGUCGAGGGAUAACUGCUCACUUCCUUUCCAGAUCCCUAGCUCAGCUCGACGUUUGUCGUUGAUACGUUCGUCUGCUUGACUAUCAAGACUUACUGUACGCACUCUAAGUUUCCCUCGAAACGUUGUAUACACAAUAUCAUUUCUGUCUUAUUUACGCGAAGCCUCAAGAUGUCCAAUUGAGCAUAUAGUUUCACUUGACGUGCAACAUGCUGCAACAUUUGUUUGCAACAUGUGCAGGCGGAACGGCCUUAAUUCAGCUUUUGGCCAUCAAAUAGUUUUGAAUCUAAGAUUUGCUUGGUUGAAGAUUCAAAGUUGCGUCACGCUAUUGUAUUUAAUGUGUCAGACUAAGUUUUAAGUGAGUAGAAGAUUUAACUACGGCUGCCCCGACUAUUUUUGGGGUUGACACACUCUAUUAUUUAACCACUCUACAUAAUUUUACAGCUUGUGUUUCUGCCGUUAUCGUUACCUAGCAUAACGUUUUUAUUAUUUUAUUGCUGAUUACUUAGCUCUUUUCGUUUUAAAUUUCAUAAUUCAACUUUUGAUACUUAAAGGAUGAAAAAGCAGAGACACUGAAAGUCAAUGCGUGGACAACACAGGUAAGUGUUUAUCAAUUAGAUACAGCUACAACACUGAAUAUGCUACCUUUACAAAAACUUUGAAUGAGAAAUAUAUUACUGCACAUGCAACUCGGCUAAAAGAAGCUAUGUUCAAUGCCAUGAUUAAAAAUUUUAUCCCCCUAUACGACAAAAAAUUAUGCCCGUUAGUAAGUAGCUGCUAAUCUUCCUCUAUUCAACAACAGCCAUCAUCAUGCAACCAGGGAAGAAAGGAAGCUCGUGAUGAACGUUGGGAAGAGGAAGAAAAGUAGAAAAGUUUGCUAUCAAUCGUUCUAUGCGCCCUUAAUUUUGAUUUCUGUUCCAUCCAGUCUAGUCUCUUUCUUCAUAGAGUGGAUACUUUCCCCAAAGUGCACAUAGUGAAAAAAAUAAAUGGAAUAAAAAAAUAAGCAUAUUGACAUAGCGACAAUUCAGUGCUUUUCUAAAAUUGUAUCAUCGAUGUUUUAGGAGUGGAAGGAUCCUUUCCUUACAUGGGAUCCAAAUUAUUAUGACGGGAUCACAGAAAUCAACGUUGAACCAGAUAUGGUUUGGUUACCAGUCAUUAUCCUUUACAACAAGUAAGGAAACAUCAAACCUGUCACAAAUGAAUAACGAGGUUAACAAAUUAAAGGGUUACUAUCAUAAAACAGAGACUUAAGUUAUUACAGUUCUUGUAAUUGUGUUUACAACUGAUGUCUUCUAGAAGUCAUCUUUCCGUUCUAUGUGCUAAAUUGGCAGCAUAAAUAACGUCACAUCUUCUAUAAAUCGAACAACGUCAUUGUAACUCGACCUAGAGAUAAUCUAUUGACAGUGGGUCGACGCAACUGACAAAUGAUAGUUCAAACUAUUUUGCCGUUAUAUCCAUAGAAAAUAUAAGGAGGAAAUAGAAGUGAUUAUUUUUCAAAAUUAAAGCACUUGGAUAUUGAAAAGUGACUUAGAAGUAGCUUUGGGUUGUACAACUUUGCUCUGUGAUUACGCCGAUUAAAAGAAGAAGAAAGCAGAAGACAAUUCUCAAAACAGGAAAUGAGCAGGAUGAACAGCUCAAAACAAUUCUUAUGGAUAGAAUUGGCGUGAAUCUCCUGAUUCCUCUGUAGUUAUAAUGACCAGUGGGGACAAGUAAAGGGAAAACAUGGUCAAGUGGUACAAACUCACCUGUGUCGUUUGCCAUAGACACGACUCUAAAUCUCUCUUUUCCCUAAUCCCUGUACGGCGUCUUCCCAGGCCUUCUCGGUCAAUACAUUCGGUGACGUAUCCGAGACGAACAGCCGCACCACUUGACCACGUGACCCGAAAUGAGGCCUAGGGCCCAGGCAAAGGCAGACAGACGGACAGACAAAGAGACAAGUAGACAGAGAGACAGACAGGUAGACUAAAACAAACAGACAAUGAUAAAAAAAGAUCCUUAGCAACAUCGAUUGAUAUGUGAAAUACAACACAAUUAUGGAUUAAAAUUUCUUAAUAUUUUGGUUUUACAGCGCCGCUAAGGGUUUUACCGGAGGUCUGGAAAAGUAUAAGACCAAAGUGGUGAUUGACAACAACGGUACAGUCACGUGGUUUGCUGCCACUCAGUUUAUCUCCUCGUGUAAACAGAACAUUCGUUUCUUCCCUUAUGACGAGCAGCACUGUUUCUUAAAAUUCGGGUGAGUAUAAUUAGUUAUGUAGGAAACAUUUCCAGCCAACAGUUUUUAUAACACUGAUACCCAGUCCUAAUCUAUUUGUGUUUGAAGUGAGAAGAGAUUGGAUACAAGUAACAGCAAUCUUUUCAACGACACGAUUAGUGCUUUAACUGAAUUCACUCGAUUGAAAACAAAGAAGAAGUCUUCCCCAAAUCCCAGCUUUUAUAUUUGCUUGCACUUUUGUGCUCUGAAAGGGGAAACCUGAAUUUCUUGUAAUGGCAGUUUUUGUCCCACGAAGGAACCUGAAGCUGAAGCUGAUAUUAAGGUCAAUUACGUCUUUUGAAAGUUGCCCGUAAAACAACGAAUUUAAAUACCUGUGUCAGUUAAACUUUGCCAGGAGUCAGUUGAACCCCAUCUAGACUUUCCGCUAUAAUCAAGGCAUAGAGCGCACAGCUUGUUACCACGUUUAGAGAAUCUUUAUAUUUUAUCUGCAGAUCUUGGACCUAUAGUACAAAGUUCCUGGACAUGUAUAAAACCCAACAGAAAGCUGACAUGUCCAACUACAUAAAAAACGGCGAGUGGGAAGUAUUGGAUGUCCCCGUGACAGAAAAUAAACUUUACUAUCACUGCUGUCCGGAUCCGUACUCCGAUAUAACUUUCACCAUCCACAUGAAGCGCAAGGUUCUCUACUAUCUGUUUAACCUGAUCAUUCCCACAACUAUCAUUGUUACUUUUAUUCUUGUCGGGUUCUGCCUUCCACCAAUCACUGGCGAAAGAGUCACGCUCAACAUUACAGUGCUUCUUACCAUGACGGUGUUCUUAAACAUCGCCUCCAAUACACUGCCAUCCACAUCCGAUAGUAUACCCCUGCUGGGUGACUACUACCUGAUUCUGAUGAUUCAGAACUGCUUCGCCAUUUUAGCCACGGUCAUUGUCCUGCGGUACUACUACGCUGGCCCAACGCGCAUGCCCGAACGCUUGCGCGUGAUAAUUAACGAGUGGAUAGCCUCUUGUCUGUUUUUUGUCAUUACCCAGAAGCCCAAGGGGAAGGGAAUCAGUCGCUGGUGUGGGAAACAAACCGAAGAAACCUGCUUCGACUGUGACGACACAGGCGAGUCCUUCAUCGUUCAUAACGGGAACAACACAACCGGGGAACGAAUUGCUUUGAUCGAACUUGGGCCAAAGAGCCCAAUCCCAAGGGCAAAUGGAAUAUUACACAAAGCACGAAAAACUUCGGGCAGUGGAUCACCGACCAAAUCAAAGAGCGAACCAGCCAUCAAUGCCCUCGUCGGUGAACACUCAGGUGCAUCAGAGAGGCGGAUGAGAAGGAGGAAGUUGCCCAUUAUUCCAAAACGGAGCAACACUCUGAACACACUGCAGAACAGAGUUUUAGAGGGCACCGGUGUACUUACCCGGCGAGUCAAAGACGAAAACCAACAAGCGGAAAUUGCAGAUGAGUGGGAGUUCGCGGCCAUUGUUCUUGAUCGGUUAUUUUUUGUGCUAUUUUUCCUGUCAAGUUUAGCUCCUCUCAUGGUUUUCUUCAUGUCUGCUCCAACUCCCAUUCCAAGUUUGGUGGAAUCACAAUAA